Nasonia vitripennis (jewel wasp) is the source of this 915-nucleotide messenger RNA. RefSeq lists its product as uncharacterized. NCBI's taxonomy places the organism in Eukaryota, Metazoa, Arthropoda, Insecta, Hymenoptera, Pteromalidae. The transcript has 3 exons. Gene Ontology annotation, molecular function: nucleic acid binding. The record is from RefSeq and is a predicted model, not a curated record. The coding region runs from base 1 to 915 and encodes 304 amino acids.
AUGCUAAACCUACAACCGAUAGAUCUGUACGUAAAAGGACUAGCCGCAAAAGGGGCUCUCAGAUUAAGAGACUCCAAAUUGUGGAAACAAACCAACCACGGGCAUGCGUCGGUGAUGAAGGAGAUGGGGAAACUAAGUAAAAACCUAAAGCCCCUGCUAACACAGCAGACGGACUACACGGUCACUUACCUAAGAUUCAAAGAAAACAUCAAAAUAACAAUACCGACGAAAGAAGACUGGGAUCAAAACUCAAUAAUAAAAGAGGACGAGAUCUCAAUCUUUACAGACGGUUCAAAAACGAUAAAAGGUACGGGAGCAGGAGUCUACUCAGAACAACUAGGAGUUCAAAAGUCAUACAGGCUCAAGAACGACUGCAACAUUCUGCAAGCGGAAAUCCUAGCAAUUGAGAAAGCAGCGAGAUUGGCACAGCUAAACAAUGUGAUGAGCUGCCGCGAAGCCCUGUCAUGGAUCCACAACAGCGAAGUCGGACUCUGCUGGGUACCCGGACACAAUAGUGUCGAAGGGAACAUCAAGGCAGAUGAACUGGCAAAGCUUGGAGCGGAGAAAGACAGUAUCGAAGCGAUCAGCCACCCACUGCCAACGAUCAACGUGAUAAAGACGACCAUUGACAGAGCCAUCGAGAGGUGGACAAGGAAAACAAAGAAGCUGUUAAAUUACAGGAAAAUCUUUUUAAGCACGAUCACAGGAGUAGUAACAGGUCACUGUGCGGUCGGGGUAAAUCUCAAGAGAUGGGGAAAGACGAAAGACAACUUCUGUAGAGAAUGCUGUGAAGAAGAAGAAACCAUAUCCCACCUGGGCCACAGCUUCCUAGUGGAACUGGACGAGGCAGCAGGAAUGGAUAUUGGGAAGAUAACGAACUUUGCAAAAAGCUGGAAAUGCUUUCAGCAAAAGUAA